GGUAGUAAUGUUAGCCUCUCUUCUGAUAUUAGCAAUAGUGCGUCUUUGCUCAGGGAAACAUUCUCAGGAGCAUUUGAUGACGAAGACAAAUCCCGUGAUGAUGACUCAACGUACAUCGAGCUACUACGAAAGAAACCCUUGCCUGACGCGACGAAAUCUCAUUUUUUUGAGUAA
Messenger RNA from Acaulospora morrowiae, 174 nucleotides. The record is from the annotation of a GenBank genome assembly. NCBI's taxonomy places the organism in Eukaryota, Fungi, Glomeromycota, Glomeromycetes, Diversisporales, Acaulosporaceae.